AUGGUAAAUGCGAACGAGUGGCUAAAUAAAAAAAUUCCAACGAAUGAAAGGGGACGAGCAAAAACUCUUUACAUCUACAGCAAAUGUCAAUGCAAGUUUGACCGAACGUCACAAUACAGUCAGCCUGCAACAACUUCCCCUCCUUCAUUUGGCCCUUCAUUUGGACCUUUUGGGUCGGCUCCGUUUAAUCCAUUUGCAUUCGUUCAGUCCUCAUCUCAAAAUGGACCUUUUGGGACGGCACAGUUUAAUCCAUUUGCACACAAUCAGUCUUCAUACAAUCAGUCUGCACCAAGGCCUCAAGUCGGAACUUUUGGGGCACCUUCCGUAGCGAAACCGUAUAAUCAAUAUGGAUACAAUAAUUAUAAUAAUUGUCAACACUGCAAUAAUAAGGAUCAGAAUAAUUGUUACCCCGUUCCAGAUUAUUGUUUUUGUAAUGUUAUUCUGGAAGGAGAGCUAGAUCUUAAUGACUUUGUUAAUUUGAAAAUACUAUAUAUUGAAGGUAUUGAGCAAAACAAUCAACAACAAAAGUUAACAAAGCUAAAGGUGGAUAAAUGUAUUCAGUUAACUGACAUUACGAUUUAUAAUACAACUCUUGGCUUUAUAAGUUUAGGUAGUAAACCAAACUUGCAACACACUAAUUUCGCUGGUAAUAAGCAACUUAGUUUUUGUGAUAGUGUAUUAAACAAUCAAGGUGAUAGAGUAUUGAACAAUCGAGGCAUAUUGAACAAUCGAGGCGAGAAUGCAUUAAACAAUCGAGGCGAUAAUGCAUUAAACAAUCAAGUAGAAGUAUUAAAAAAACAAGUAGCAAGAUUAACCAGUUUGAUCCAAUCUACUAAAGCUACUAAUCUUAAUAAUUUAAAAUCGGAACUUAAGAAAAUAGAAGAAGAAAACUUUGAAUCCCAGUUAAAGAUUAUUAAAAGUCGUUUGGAUGAAGAUCAUCAGUUUUGGUUGGAAAGUUUAGUAGAAGCACAUCAGGAAGUUUUGAAGAUUAACAACGCUUUUGCUCGUAAACAAUUAGAACAAUGUAAAAAAAAAUUAGCUGAUGUACUAACUGAAGAAGAAAUUCAAGAAAUUUUGGGCAAAAAAGUAGAAAUUAAUGAGUUGGAAACUCAAAUAAAGAAAGAAAACGUAGUUGAAUCAAAGAAAGAAAACGUAGUUGAAUCAAAGAAAGAAAAUGUAGCUGAAUCAAAGAAAGAAAACGUAGCUGAAUCAAAGAAAGAAAACGUAGUUGAAUCAAAGAAAGAAAACGUAGUUGAAUCAAAGAAAGAAAACGUAGUUGAUUAA
Molecule: messenger RNA, 1284 nt
Organism: Racocetra persica
Lineage: Eukaryota; Fungi; Glomeromycota; Glomeromycetes; Diversisporales; Gigasporaceae
Source: the annotation of a GenBank genome assembly